UCUGCUCGGAAGAGUUCUCACGAGAGUGAGCAGAGUAGUGGGAAUAGUGAGGCGCGCGCGGCGGCCGCGGCGGACGCAAGAUGGCGACGGCGACCAUUACUCUCCAGGUGAAUGGCCAGCAAGGAGGGGGGCCCGAGCCAUCGGCAGCGGGAGACAAGUGGAAAGCUCCACAGGGCACAGAUUCCAUCAAAAUGGAAAAUGGGCAGAGCACAGCAGCAAAGCUGGGGCUGCCACCCCUCACACCUGAGCAGCAGGAGGCCCUCCAGAAGGCCAAGAAGUAUGCCAUGGAGCAGAGCAUCAAGAGUGUGUUGGUGAAGCAAACCAUCGCCCACCAGCAGCAGCAGCUCACCAACCUCCAGAUGGCAGCAGUGACAAUGGGCUUUGGAGAUCCUCUCUCACCUUUGCAAUCGAUGGCAGCUCAGAGGCAGAGGGCACUGGCAAUCAUGUGUCGGGUAUAUGUGGGCUCCAUCUACUAUGAGUUGGGAGAAGAUACCAUCCGCCAGGCCUUUGCCCCUUUCGGGCCUAUCAAGAGCAUAGACAUGUCCUGGGACUCAGUCACCAUGAAACACAAGGGUUUUGCCUUUGUGGAAUAUGAGGUGCCAGAAGCAGCCCAGCUGGCCUUGGAGCAGAUGAACUCUGUGAUGCUAGGAGGAAGGAAUAUUAAGGUGGGUAGGCCCAGUAACAUCGGACAGGCCCAGCCCAUCAUUGACCAGCUGGCUGAAGAAGCCAGAGCCUUUAACCGCAUCUACGUGGCCUCAGUGCACCAGGACCUCUCAGAUGAUGACAUCAAGAGUGUGUUUGAGGCCUUCGGCAAGAUCAAGUCAUGUACUUUGGCCCGGGACCCGACCACAGGCAAACACAAGGGCUAUGGCUUCAUCGAAUAUGAAAAGGCCCAGUCAUCUCAGGACGCUGUGUCAUCCAUGAAUCUCUUUGACUUGGGGGGCCAGUACCUUCGGGUAGGCAAGGCAGUUACACCACCUAUGCCCCUGCUUACACCUGCCACCCCUGGGGGCCUUCCACCCGCAGCUGCUGUAGCAGCUGCUGCUGCCACAGCCAAGAUCACUGCUCAGGAAGCAGUGGCUGGUGCAGCUGUGCUGGGUACUCUGGCCACACCUGGGCUGGUGUCACCAGCACUGACUCUGGCCCAGCCACUAGGGGCUUUACCACAAGCUGUCAUGGCAGCCCAGGCCCCUGGAGUUAUCACAGGUGUGACCCCUGCAAGGCCCCCCAUCCCUGUCACCAUUCCUUCUGUGGGGGUGGUGAACCCCAUCCUGGCUAGCCCUCCGACACUAGGCCUCUUGGAGCCCAAGAAGGAGAAGGAAGAGGAGGAAUUGUUCCCUGAGUCUGAGCGGCCAGAGAUGCUAAGUGAGCAGGAGCACAUGAGCAUUUCAGGCAGUAGUGCCCGCCACAUGGUCAUGCAAAAGCUGCUUCGGAAGCAGGAGUCCACAGUGAUGGUUCUACGCAACAUGGUGGACCCCAAAGACAUUGAUGAUGACCUGGAGGGGGAAGUGACAGAGGAGUGUGGCAAGUUUGGGGCUGUCAACCGUGUCAUCAUCUACCAAGAAAAGCAGGGUGAGGAGGAGGACGCUGAAAUUAUAGUCAAGAUCUUUGUGGAGUUCUCCAUGGCCUCAGAGACACACAAGGCUAUUCAGGCCCUCAAUGGGCGUUGGUUUGCUGGCCGAAAGGUGGUGGCUGAGGUCUAUGACCAAGAGCGCUUUGACAAUAGUGAUCUGUCUGCGUGACCUCGGCCCUGCUCCUCCCCAGCCUCUCACAGACUUGAAUUUUCCUCUUGUCUCUCCCCUCCAGUUUGUGUAGAAAGAUAUAUUGGGCUGAAUUCAGCCCCUGCCUGGCCUUUUUGUGUAGUUUGGAUAAAAGUACGGAUGCUGCUGGCCCCUUGUACACACUGUGUGUGAGAUCAUAUGCUUGCCGGCUGUCCCCAACUCUACAUGGACUUUAUCUUUCCAGGGCCUCUUUCUUCCUAGGCUUUGGCAAGAGCUUUCUGGCCCUUUUGGUGCUUUGACGGGCCAUCUAGCCUCACCCUUCGUGUCAGUUUUUUUUAGUUCAGCAAAUGUUUAUUCUGUGCUGGGGGAAGAUAGGAGAAGAUAUGGUCUUCUCCUCAAGGACCCCAUAGCUGGGUUAAAUAAUGCACACACAAUGAAAUAGAAUGAUGCAAAAUAGUAUCUCCAUCCUCUGUUUUCUGCAGAAAGUUAAAGGACUGGACCUAGCCCUACCAGUCCUGUCUGGUUUAAAUAAAAACAUGAAGGGCAUACUUCAAAAUCUUAAGGGGGCAGCAGUUCAGGUCAGUGCAUUUCAAGGCAGGCUUUACAGAGGAAGAGGAUUCAGGUUACAUGAAGUCAGGGUGGGAUUUGGUUACUGGGGGUUGGAAGUAGCGUUCUCAGGGUAGAAACAGGACAGGUAUGGAAAAGGAGGAGCACAAAUCCAUAGAGAAAUUGGCUUCUAGGGGAGCAACUCUUUGGCUAUUAUUACCUACAGCAAGGACCACCUUGCCUUAUCUGGGUCAGUGAAAAGGAAGAAUAGAGGAAGAUUCAUAGAUAGGUGGAAUGAGAAAGGCUCGGCCUCGCCUGACCGUAGCAGUUAAGAAGUGGACACAUUCCCUCCCCCCCCCAAGCUGCUUAUCUCUGACUUCACCCUUCCUUUCCACCUUUUCUAGCGUUGGCUCUUUUACCUGCUCUAUUUCCUCGCCUUCUUUUAUUUUCUAGCUGUCAGACCCUUCAUGAGGGACCUCAGUCCUGCCAUGGGAUAGGCUUAUCCGAUGUGUGUGGCUUUUUCUUCACUUCCUUACUGACUGACUGGCUUGAGGGCAGGAACAUUGGUUUAGAUCCUCAGUGAGCUUCAAAAUAUGGUUCUACUAUGGGCUGACCUGAACUUUUGAAUCAGUCUUCAAGUAAUCCAUGAGUAUCUACUAUGAAAAGGGUAUACUCCUAGGGGUUCAAGGAUUAAAAGUGUAGGCAUAUGCA
This is a messenger RNA of Phascolarctos cinereus (koala), 2978 nucleotides long. RefSeq names its product poly(U) binding splicing factor 60 (gene PUF60). NCBI's taxonomy places the organism in Eukaryota, Metazoa, Chordata, Mammalia, Diprotodontia, Phascolarctidae. Gene Ontology annotation, cellular component: catalytic step 2 spliceosome; precatalytic spliceosome. The record is from RefSeq and is a predicted model, not a curated record. Gene Ontology annotation, biological process: mRNA splice site recognition; regulation of alternative mRNA splicing, via spliceosome; alternative mRNA splicing, via spliceosome. Gene Ontology annotation, molecular function: RNA binding.